Messenger RNA from Amyelois transitella, 6895 nucleotides. RefSeq lists its product as uncharacterized. The record is from RefSeq and is a predicted model, not a curated record. Gene Ontology annotation, biological process: piRNA processing; siRNA processing; RNA methylation. The transcript has 23 exons. NCBI's taxonomy places the organism in Eukaryota, Metazoa, Arthropoda, Insecta, Lepidoptera, Pyralidae. Gene Ontology annotation, molecular function: RNA methyltransferase activity; O-methyltransferase activity. The coding region runs from base 197 to 6193 and encodes 1998 amino acids. Gene Ontology annotation, cellular component: nucleus; cytoplasm.
CCGUCUCCGUGCACUCUAUAUUGAUGUUGGCAGCACUAGUGAAAUUGUCAAUCAAUCAAUCUAAAUGUCAAAUGAAAAAUGGAAUUUCUCAAAUAUAAACAAACAUGUGAACAUCACGGCGUUUUACUUCGGAGAUAUGCUAUGAUAUAACAUACACAUACAAAGCACUUUUAAAUUAAAUCUCCAGUCGCGAAUCAUGAUUAUCGCUAUUCAGACGCUCAUAUUCUUUCGCGAGUCAUUACUGGCCGUGUUAGAUGGGCUAUUCCGGCCAUACUACAAGCGAUUUUUGACGUCCAGCCGGCAAAGCAUAAGUGAUGAAGAAGAAACGGAGGACCAGGUUUUCUCGGAAUUUGAUGAUGAGAAAGGUGUAGUGUUUUAUCCGCCGAUGUAUGUGCAGCGUUACGCCGCUGUUACCGAUUGUCUGAUGGAUGAACGAUGGUGCGGUAAGUUAGAAAAGGUUGUUGAUCUUGGUUAUCAUGAUGUGAGUUUUAUAAAGUACCUCAAAGAAAUUCCUGGAGUUAAGAGAAUACUUGGUGUAGAUUUGGAUAGUAUACCACUGCGGUGUUCAUCUGAUUUGGUCAUAGAGUAUUCUCCUAAGAGAGAAAAUCCAUUACAAGUAACUUUAUUUCAAGGCAAUGCAGCUGACCCAGACUAUAGACUCAUCGGCUGUGAUGCAGUUGUAGCCAUAGAGAUGAUAGAACACAUGUUACCCCACGACCUUGACAGACUUGUACACACCAUCUUUGGGUUUGUGAAGCCUUGGAUAGCGGUGAUCACUACACCGAAUGGAGAUUUUAAUCCUUUGUUCAAAUCAAUGGAAAAGAAUGGACUGAGGAGAUUAGAUCAUUUCUUUGAAUGGUCUAGGGAGCAGUUUCAUGAUUGGUGCAGCAAUAUAGUAUUAAGGUACCCUCAAUACACAGUGGUGUGCAAGGGCAUCGGCCCUGGACCACCGGGCACCUUGCACUAUGGUUGCUGCAGCCAGCUAGCUCUCUUCACCUCAAAAGAUUACUCCAAACAACAGGAUUUGGAUUUGAAUAGCUUGGCACUGGUUGCGAACACAAAAGAUAAUAAAGACUUGACUGAAUUAAUUGGAAGUGUAGACUCUGGCUCUGAAAUCACUGAAACACACAUGCUUUGUCUGCCCUCAAAUAAGCUGAAUUGCUCAACAAUACAAGUGAGGAGAUUCUCUAAGACCACUCAGAAUUUAAUGGCGAAGAACAAGAUCGAUUCUCUUGUUUAUACUCGAGAGGUCGUAGACGAAAUUCGCCACCUGACCAAGAUGCUGAAUUUCAACAAGGAGGCGAAAAGUGAUCGCGGAGACGGGACCUGGUGCAACUUCAACUGGGGUGACAACGCGCCCUAUUGGAACCAGUACUAUAAACUUGUUAGGGAAUUUUGCUAUCCGUUUGAGGCCAAAUCAGAAGAAAGUCGCAUUUUAGAUCUGAUAUGCGAAGAGAUAAACAGGCUUAUAGAUUCGCAGUACGACGAGGAGUUCACAGUAGACAUGAAUAGGAUGGAGAUACCGCUGACUUACCUCAUGAACGUAGUACAACACAUCACCACUGACGUCGAGAAAGUCAAAGACCUAUUGGAGUGGAAUGGGUACGAGAUAGUCGAUGACGUGAUGAUUUACACCCGCCUGGUGGAGAACGCUUCGGUGACCACCCGCGACGAGUGCUGGCAGGAGGACACUAUCUCUGACUUUGACACGUCUGAAGUUCAUACCGCUUCUCUUUCUGAUGGAAGCACCAUCGCUCCGGAUUAUACUGGACGUCUCCAACGGGCCCUUGACCACAAAGUGCGAAGGCUGCGUUCCAUGUUGACGGCCGACGAGGACAUAGCCUCGGAGCUAGACCGGGUGGUCUGCCGGCUCAUGAAGCUAGCUCUCAGGACCAGCAGGAUGCGCCAACACCCACCGCCAACGAAUUGGAUGCAGUGCAAACUGUUUGAUCUACUCUCGCUUACGGAGAAAGCCAUAGACAGGAGAAGGAAACGCUUCAUUGAGAAUUUCCCGCUGAAUGCGCUUGAGUAUGAAGUCAAUGGCAGCGAGAUGUUGGCAAUGAAUAAAUUAAAGUGUGAUGAUUUAUCUGUGAAUAUGCUGGUAGAUAAGUAUCAAAACUUGGUGCAAUCUUUUGAAAACAGGGACACAGCACAAAGAACAAGAAACAAAUCAAAUUUCGGUGGGUUUGAUUUCAACGAAGACUUGAGUGAUACAAGUAACGAGUUUGUAAAGGAAUACGAAUUCGUCUAUGAUAUAGAAAAUUCAAAUUCCGCCUCGCUCAUAGAACCAUCAUGCAAAAGUAAAACAUAUGAGCGCGACUAUUAUACUACGGAAAUUGAGGAGUCGAAACUACAAAGAAUCCAGGCAUGGGUCGACGAAGACUUAGAAGUAGUGCCGUACCCUAAUCAUGACGUAAGGUUGAUAAGUUCCGGUGACACAGACCACAGUACCACCAAUAUGACUCGGCACAAACUGAAAAAGAUGUCCCGAAAGCGCAAACUGACAUUAAUUGCGUACCCUGACAAACAAGAAACAAAAAUACACAAAAAAUCACACCCUAAAACAACUGAAAAUAAAACAAAGACAAAGAUUCAAGAAAAGAAUAAGAAAAAUAAAAGCAAGCUUUUUAAAAAAGCUUCGCCCAAAAGAUCGAGCUAUUGUCUUUUGGUCAAGGCGAACCUAUAUAAAACUUCCUCAAAUAGCUUUGCGAAAUUAAGGAAUAAGAAGGUCAAGGAAUAUCCUAGUCCGAAUUUAUGUAAACCGAUACCUGAUGCUUACAAGGAACUCUGCCAUCCAGAUUUGAAUUUGGAAAAGAAAAUUGAAGAAAACAUGAAAUACCUAACUAACAUUGAUCGCCUAAAUGACCCAGGCGCUUUAGAAAUUAGUACAAAUGUAGCUACAACAAAAGAGAGUUUGUUAGUAGAUAUCGUGAUGGAUGGCCUAGAAGAAACGAUCGCAUUACGAAGGACAGUUGGGACAGAUGCAGAUGAAGAUCCUGUUGAAUUUGAACAGGAAAUGGUCUUGGGUAGUUUACUUAAUGUCAUGAGAAACGACAGCUUUUGUAACAAGCACGAUAUAGAAACUGAAAAUGUCCAUUCGCAAACUAUAUUCUUAAACGAUAUUAACGAACCUAGUACCUCAAAAGGCGUUCGCCAUGUAAGUAUGGAUGUGCAAUGUGGACCAGAUACUUCCACACCAGCAUUAACCUCCCUUUCCGCAGCCACUUCAUUGACUAAAGUGCCGAAAAUAUUCCCAGCUGGCAUAAAAAUCGGCGAAUCAGAAUUAGAAUUACACUCAAAGUUAAAUUCUGAUUUUGGUACAUGUACCGAGGAUAAUGACUGUAAUUAUAAAACUAUAACCCCAAGGUCCAAAUCCGUUGGUAUCAAAAUAAAAGAUUCGGAUACAAAUAUCAAUAUGAAAACCGAAGACCUUGUAAUCACACCAAGUGACCCAAAUCAAGUUGUGAUAUCUAAAGAAACAGAGUUGAUCAAACCGAUCCCUAGCGGUUUGAAAAUGGAAGAUUCGGGGUCAGAAUAUUUUGGAAGUGUUGCCAGUUACCAAAAAAGUCAAAUGAUUUUAGAAAGUUCUCCUGAAUAUAUAAGUGACAUGCUGUUAAAGUCUUCGACUAGUAAGGACGAUGGACUUGAUCCAAAGUUUACUUCUAUGCAAUAUGUUCCGCCGAAGCUGUCUCGUGGUGGAGUGUAUGUGCAUAGUUAUAAGGAUAAGAAGGAGUCCGAGGAUGUUUUGUACCAAGGAGAAUGGCAGCGUUGUCGUCCAAAGGCACUAGUAAAGAAAAGAGUAGUAUUUAAUACAGCAUCUGCAAGAAAACUAAGUGAUUUGAAUAAGAAACUGAGAGUUAAUUCAAAAGAAAAACUGCAUAAUAUCAAAUCUGAAAGAAAACAGAUAAAAUUAGAACAAAAAAUCCUGAAUCCAAUUCAAUUGCGAACGCAGAUUUCUCAAUCACUUGGCAAAGAAACAGACAAAAAAAAUUAUACUAUUAAUACGAAACAGACCAUGAAAUCAAAUAACCGAAAUGGUCCAAAGGCAACUACGAAACUCACCAUAAGUACAUUGUCAACAAAUAACCCAAAGCCAGUAAAUACUCUAAAAAGGCCGGCCAUUCUAAAUGCUACUAAAAAGGAAUCUGAAACUGCUAAUAAAGGAAAUAUAUUGCCUCCAGAGUCAAAAACAUUGAGGAGAAUAAAGAACCCUGUAGCACGGAACCUUGUCGCUAAGGGAAUAUUAAAUAAAAGUAUUGAAAGUUCUAAACAAGUAAAGAAGAGUACAAAACAAAAACCAAUAGGGAAAGUAACACCAUUAAUUCGAAGUAAGACCGAAUUUAUUAAGAAGGAACUAUUAAAGUUUGACGAUUCGCCACGUGAUAAUAUAAGCUACGUAAUACUGCGCAACGAGUCAGACAACAAAAGUAACAAGAAUAGUGUGACUCCAAAAACAAAUAGUACUCGCAGGAGUGAUUGUACACAAAGACGAAAUCUAAGUCCACAAUCGCAAAAUAGUUCAACGUGUUCUUCGCCUAAUAGUAUAGCUACCGUGCGAGUAGCUGUAAAUCGAUCUAGGGUAGUUGCUAAUAGAAAAAUGUCUUCAUCUUCAAAUCAAGAUAACAUGGAUUCAGAAAAUGUAACACCAAUAAGAAAUAAGAAAUUUACAAAGAAAAAUAGGAUUGUUAAAAAAACGGACGCUAAUGAUUUGGAUAAUAAAGAAAAUAUCCCUGAAUCCUCUAAUGGCAUUAAAAAAGAAACUGACGGAAAAUGCCUUAAUCCCUUUGUUACCACUCGCAAAAGUAUAUACAGAGCCCAAGUAACGACAGAAAGUGCUUUGAACAGUCUGUCCAAACAUAAAACAUCAACUCCAAUCAAACCAACGUUAAAAAACUCUAAUACAGAAGGAAUAAUACCAGAAACCUUAUUAAAAAAAGAUUCAAGAUCGCCGUCAUUGACCUCUAAUGAUAUAGGUAAAACUAUGUCUCCUCCAGUAAGCAUGACAAUGUUUAGCUGGUCUACACAAUUAGCACAACUUGAAAUGAAUCCCUUAAAUUCAUCAUUAAGGACAGUAAAUAGCCCUGACAAAAAUAUGGCUAUGACACUCAAGAAAAUGAUAGAAGAUAGAUUGGAAUUUAUAAGAAAUUCCUCUGAUGAUUCGAGUUCAAUAGAUUCAAAGACAGUUAUUUUAAGUCUUAAAAACUUAGAUGAAAACUCCUCACCCGACAGCUAUAGAACAAUAAUAAACAAUGAAGAUCUUAAUAAUACACUAGCAUUACGACAUGAUAUAGAAAAUGCUGUUAACCGCACUUUUGACUUGAUAGCAGAUUCUAAAGAGAAUGGAGGUGAUGAAACUGAGUUAACUGACACGGAUAUGCUUUCAUUCAAAACGACGACAGUAGCGUCGAGAGCAUCUGAAUACUUUCUAGCCGACAAUGAACUCGAUAAUUUCCAAGCUUCUUUUUCCAAAAAUUCUGUACGUGAUAUAUUUGACAGAAAUGAGACGAUUACGGAACAGAACAACGACAGCCCCAUUGCAAGUCAGGCAUUCAGUGGGUUCUCUAUAAAUGCUGUGGCCGGUGAUCAGCCGGAGCCCAUCAACUUUUUAGACUCGGAAACUGGAAGUAUGGCGUUAGAUCUAGCCAUGCAGGCCACAUCGGAAGAGGUUUUUGCAUCCGGCAGGUCGUCUGGAAGCUACGAAUCCUGUCAAUACGACGAUGACGCUUUGCUCCCUUAUUGGCUUUUCCGCAUUAAUAGCCAGUUCGUAGAUGAAGAAGAGGAACACGAACCAGAAUCACCGAUCCCAGUAGAACUUCCUGAGGCAUUCGAUAUGAACGGCAAUGUGGUCGCGGCAGGCGCCGGCGCAGGCGAUGGACGGGGGAUGCACAGCGACCACUCCCAAGAUAGUUCUGGUCGCGGCACUACUUCGACUACCUCUAGUGAUCCAUCAUCAGGCGUUCAGAGUGAGGCAGUCCUGAUAGAUCCGUCUGCAUUCACUGGCCAAUUUGAACUGCCGGCCGUAACAGUGGAAAUACCCGAAAUGAUGCCAUUACAUGAAGCCGGCGAGAACAUCGGCGAGGUCGUAGCUCCGGACCGCAACGGCCGCCGAAACCCAGUGGUCCAGCUGCUGGCCACCAGCGACAUGGACGCAGACGUGAGUUCCCUUGACACAGACGUCCAGGACUCCUCCUGAUCCACUUGGCUCGUAAGCCCGUGCCGUGAUAAAUUUUAGUGAUGCGUUUGUGUAAAUACAUUAGAAGUUCUUAUUAAAUUAUUCCAUUUGUAAGCCGAUUUUGAUUUUUCGGUUACUGUUGUUAAUAUUGGGAAGCUAAAUACAUCAGAAUCAUCAGAAUCUGACUUCCAAUGACUUUUUAUUCCGCCUGGCGUUAGUCUCGGUAACAUUCUCAACUUUAUGAAGAGGAGCUUGAGGUGUCCCCUUUGAGCAUGAUCUUGUAUUGAUCCAAUAAAAAUCUCAUUACCUACCAAUAAAUAAUGGCGCCUUACUUGUAAAUUUACACGUCAGUUUUUGAAUGCCGAUCAGCAAAUCUAAUUUGUAAUUUAUUUUUAUAAUUUUGCAAUACAUAUGUUUACAAUUACUUCUCAAAUUUUUUGAGGGAGCGAGGUAUCUGAAUCUGUUAUGUGUUAAGGGUGAUUUAGAUCUUAAGAAGGUGCUUCGGUAAGGUGUGAUGUGAGGUAAUGAUAUUCAUAUAAAAAAUGAAUACUCGUUUUCGAGGAAAUGUCUUUUUUGCAUUUAUUCAUAUUGUACAAUCUUAUAAUAUGAUUCAUUCUGCAAAAUUUUACAGGCGAGCAAGAAUUCAUAUAUAAAACAGUAGCUCUUUCGUAUUGUACAUAACCAUUUUACCAGUAUAGUGAAAACAUGCGUAUAGUUUUUAGU